Durusdinium trenchii is the source of this 786-nucleotide messenger RNA. The record is from the annotation of a GenBank genome assembly. NCBI's taxonomy places the organism in Eukaryota, Dinophyceae, Suessiales, Symbiodiniaceae.
UUUAGAGGUGUCCGUCCGAACUUCCUCGCUCGGAGCUCCGUGCGCGGCAUGGCCUGGCGCUCGAAGGCCGCAGAGGCGCUGCAGGAGGCCUUGAGCGUGGAAAGCACGCGGGAAUGGACGCCGCUCCAGAGCUCGGGGGAGGUGCGCUUGUUCACUUCGCCGGUCUCUGGUCCAUUGCCAUUCUUCCGCGGAUGCCUGGAGCGUUCGGCCGCCACAGUCGAGCUGGCAGAUCUGGUACGAGUGCUCGUGUCCGAUUCUUGUCGACGCUUCUGGGAUCCCUCCUAUGCCUUCAGCCAGCUGCUGGGUCACCAGGACACUAUGGCGCUCCUGUGCACCCGGCAGAAAGCCUCCCCCGUGGCCAGUGAGUCUGUGUGGGUCAACGCCUGCACGUCCAACAUGUCGGCGGAGCGCUUUACCUAUGCCGCCACCAGCAUCGAGGACGCCGACGUCGGGCAGUCGAUGCCCGCAGCUCACGCGGGGCUCACGCGGCUGGCGACGCGGCUGUGGGCGAUCGAUGUGCGGAAGAAGGAAGACCAUUGGGAGUUGUCCUUCGUCUUGCACACAGCGGCCACAUCUUUCCGCCUGCCAAACUUCAUGCUGAAGCCGUUGUUGGCCUCGUGGAUUAGCAGUUGCCUGGUCUCCAUCUGGCGCAUGGCCUCGGCACAGGUGGCGCCCAAGGGCCCCGUGUGCCUCAUCGCAGCCCGAGAGUCGGAGCCCAAAGCGGAAGGAACUCCAGUGGACGUGGCCGGGCGCAUGCUGAGCUUCGCCGGGCCCAGGAUUUGGUGA